Molecule: messenger RNA, 1548 nt
Organism: Amphiprion ocellaris (clown anemonefish)
Lineage: Eukaryota; Metazoa; Chordata; Actinopteri; Pomacentridae
Gene: rheb
Product: Ras homolog, mTORC1 binding
Exons: 7
Coding region: 279-806 (175 amino acids)
Biological process (GO): small GTPase-mediated signal transduction
Cellular component (GO): plasma membrane
Molecular function (GO): GTP binding; GDP binding; GTPase activity
Source: RefSeq, a predicted model, not a curated record
CUAACUAGCUUAGCCGCCUCCGAGCUAACAUAUGAGCUGCUGUUUAUACCGCUGGUCCCGCCCAUUCCGCUGUCUUCCGCUCUCCUAUUGGCUGACGCCGCUCUGAUCUGUCCAAUGAUCGACGACUCCAGGAACCGGGAGGGGCCGGGGUUCGUUUUGAACCAAACGGAAGGCGCGCUGACGACGAAAGUCCGCCUCCUCGGGUGUGCGUGUCCAAUCAGAGUGGGGGGCUCGCUGCCGGGUCCGGCCCGCUCCGGGGAGAUGAUGCAGAGGCUCUGAUGCUCCGUGCGCUCGUCUGGAUGCCUCAAAUCACACCAUGCCGCUGCCAAAAUCCCGGAAAAUCGCUGUGCUGGGCUACAGGGAAGUCUUCUCUCACCAUCCAGUUUGUGGAGGGUCAGUUUGUGGACUCCUAUGAUCCCACCAUAGAGAACACGUUCACCAAGACGAUGACGGUCAACGGUCAGGAUUACAACCUGCAGCUGGUCGACACGGCUGGACAGGAUGAAUACUCCAUCUUCCCUCAGAGCUACACCAUUGAUGUUGACGGUUACAUCCUCAUCUACUCUGUAACGUCCUACAAAAGAGUCCCAAUUAUUUUAGUUGGGAACAAGAAGGACUUGCACAUGGAGAGAGUGAUCAGCUUCGAGGAGGGCAAAGCUCUGGCCGAGUCGUGGAACGCUGCCUUCCUCGAGUCUUCAGCCAAAGAAAACCAGACGGCGGUGGAGGUGUUCCGGAGGAUGAUCCUGGAGGUGGAGAAGAUGGAGGCGGGUCAGUCGGCGAGUCGGACUCCAUGUUCUAUGAUGUAGCUCCAACACCAUCCACAGAAGCUCUGCUGUUGGUCUCACAUGUUCUGAACGCUCAUACAAGACUCCUUUCAAAAAUCUGUGUAUUUAACGUUGACCUGUAAAAACAGUCGACACUCUAAACAACAAGAAGCACGGUUUUACCGUCUUUGUGAAAACAGGCAGACAAACUCAGGAUCACGUUUGCAGAAAAACCCUCGGUGCAGAUGUUUUCAACCUGAACUGUGAAUUGUAGAUGUCCAGAACAUCUGCACCGAGCACAUGCCGGAGAACGCUAGUCAGUGAGCAGCAUCUAAAGUUGAUUCAAACACUAUAAAUACAUUAAAUAUGAAUUCCUGUGAGGCUGAAUUCACCGUCAGACUGAAGAUUAGUUUCAUGGAUGAAGUCUGCGCUCCCUAAGCUAAUGCAGCGGCUGAUUAGCAAGACGACCUUAAAUUAGCAGAUUUUCUAAUGGAGUCUGGUUUGUCCGACUCAUGAACCAGAACAUGUGGAGACGCCAACAGAAAGCAAUGCAUGGACAAAGAAAAUGCUGUUUUGAUUUGAAGCGUCUCUUCCAGGGUUUCCUGACAUUUUCCUGUUGUUCCAUCGGUUUGACUAUGAGCUGUUUCUGAUAUGAGUUGAUGAGGUUGCUGCCUGAACUCCCUUCGACUUCUAUAUUUCUAACAGUUAGAAGCACUUUUUAUAUGGAAGAGGAACUAUUUGUGUUUUUAUGAAUGUUCUCAUUAAAGCUGUGUUCUGCUGUUUG